GUUAUCAUAAAUGAUAAUACCAUAAUUUGCCGAUGCCGAAUUUCAAUAAUUUUUUUUUGACUUUAUUGACUAGUUAUUGUGAGGACUCAUAUAAGUAUUACAGUUAUUAAUUAAUAAAUACAACUAUGGCUGGAAGUCGUUUGGAGAAAUUAGGAACUAUAUUUACGAGGGUUAACGGACUCAUAAAAUCAGGUGCAAUGAAAGUUGAUGAUCGACCCAUUUGGUAUGAUGUGUACCGGGCGUUUCCACCUGAAUCAGAGCCACAUUAUGCAAAGCCGUCACAAUCGCUGAAAAUACCAGAUAUAUUUUACCCAGAAGAUACAUUCAGAGCUACGUUUCACAAAGAGACUCGUGGUCAAUUGCCACCAAUCAAUUUACAAGAGACUCAACAAAACCAAAAUGUUACUAAUAUAGCUAUAAAUAUGGUAGCUAUUGAUCCAUCACUUUCCGUAAACCAGGUGAUUGAUAAUUUGAAAAAGACUAAUGUUUUGCAAGAUUACAAAACUUCAUCUAAAAAAAACAAUUCCCCUGUGAUAAAUGAUAAUACAAACAAACCUGAUGUUGAUAAAACCAAUGAUCAUACAAAAGAAACAAAUGUUCAAAGUAGUUAGUCUUUUUUGUUGAUUUUGUUAAUAAACAUUAGAAUUUUGAAUACAUUUUAUUAAUUCAUCUAAUGAACAUGUCUCUUGUUUUGUGUAGUGUUAAAAAUAAGAAAUGUAUAUUUUUUUUUCAUUUGAAAUUAAAGUUAAUUCAAACUUAUUA
Messenger RNA from Aphis gossypii (cotton aphid), 762 nucleotides. RefSeq lists its product as uncharacterized. Gene Ontology annotation, cellular component: mitochondrion; ribosome. Gene Ontology annotation, biological process: translation. The coding region runs from base 126 to 611 and encodes 161 amino acids. The record is from RefSeq and is a predicted model, not a curated record. Gene Ontology annotation, molecular function: structural constituent of ribosome. The transcript has 3 exons. NCBI's taxonomy places the organism in Eukaryota, Metazoa, Arthropoda, Insecta, Hemiptera, Aphididae.